AGGGCACUUGAGAGCCGGACGAACACAGGACCGGAGGGAGCCCCUGCGGAAGAUAUCGUAUCAGACCUCAAAUAUUUUAACGGUCACCUCAUCAUCAUCAUCAUCUUCUUCUUCCUCCUCUCUACACCUCAAACGGUUUAUUCGAAUCAAAUCACUCACGAGGAGAUUUUGGUGGCUGUGAUGGACAACAUUGUAGAUGCUUUGAACAAUGCAUAUCAGGAAUUUGUUUCUGCUGCAGCCAGUGUGCUUGAAGCAAAGGAGAGUUCUGGUGCUCAGAAGACGGCAGCAACGGAUGCUGCUUUAGAAAAUUUUAAGCAGCGUUGGGAAUUAUUCAGGGUGGCCUGUGAUCAAGCAGAGGAAUUUGUGGAGUCGGUGAAGCAAAGAAUAGGAUCGGAAUGCCUAGUGGAUGAGGCAACUGGCUCUGUUGCUGGGAAGCCGGGGCAGGCUGUCACAACUGGUCUUCCCCCUAUUAGUGCAGUUCGGUUGGAGCAGAUGAGUAAAGCUGUUCGUUGGCUUGUGAUUGAACUACAGCAUGGUUCUGGGACUGCUGGUGGUCCAUCCCAUUCCCAUGUUUCUGCUCCUUUUGAUGCAAGAUUCUCUGAAGAUGCAGCUCAAUAGGUAGGGGUUGUGCAUAGCUGGCUUCCAAAGCAAGCAGCAGAAAACACAGAGACUUUUAAUAUCAUAGGUGAAUGAUACGCAACAUGAAGGAUGUGUUCCAAAUGCAAAUUUGAAUCUUUCUACUGGCUCUCUUCUAGGAGCUGAUGCUUGAGAGCUGCAAAAGGUGGCCAAUGCAAAUAUAAAAGAGACAGAAGCCGACUUGUAUGACAUGGGAGCUGUUUGGUAACGCAUUAUUUUCUGGUACUUGUUUUACUUCUGCAAUCUUGUUGCCACCAUCUUGCCCAUCCAAUCGUGUAUGUGGGUAAGCUUAAAUAACCACAAGAUUAUUAAAGCUUGUUCUGGAUCUUCCUAGAUAUUGUCUCAAAUUUGAAAAAAAAUUUAAAUAUGAAGACUCACACCUCUUUGAUCAUUCGACAUGAAGGAA
Messenger RNA from Vitis riparia (riverbank grape), 1042 nucleotides. Its product is annotated as mediator of RNA polymerase II transcription subunit 32. The transcript has 3 exons. Gene Ontology annotation, biological process: regulation of DNA-templated transcription; leaf senescence; root development. Lineage: Eukaryota; Viridiplantae; Streptophyta; Magnoliopsida; Vitales; Vitaceae. The record is from RefSeq and is a predicted model, not a curated record. Bases 181 to 618 code for a protein of 145 amino acids. Gene Ontology annotation, cellular component: mediator complex.